AUGAGUGAGGACGAUAGUAUGUUUUAUUGCUCAUUUGUUAGUAUUCACUAUAUAAUCUGUGAAUGCGGCGAGACAUUUCCAACCGAAGAUGAUCUUAGAUUACAUUUGGAGAAAGAACAUCCUCAUAAAAAAGAGAAAAAAGAAUUUAAAUGUGGCGUUUGCGACAAAACCUUCUCUCUGGAAGAGGAAUGUGUGAGGCACUACGAGGAGGCGCACAUAGAUCUGGACUUGGACCAGGAGGGUACGGAGACCGAUGAUGUAUUCCUUGGCUACACGGAUCCUAAUGAAGUGGAGGUUCAGAUACAAGGGAAUGUUGUUCAGAAAGUUGUCUGUGAAUUUUGCGGUGAAGUUUAUGCUUCUUGUACGACCCACAUUUGCUCCCUGAAGUUUGAACCCAUCGAAUCUGAAGCUAAAGUCAGAAAAUACAAACAGCCGAAGAACAUUGUGUGCGAAGUGUGCGGCAGGAAAUAUACUUCAAAUGCAGCACUGAGGUACCACCAGAGAGUGCACACAGGAGAACGCCCAUACAAAUGCCACAUGUGCGAGAAAACAUUUACAAUGCCCUUGUUCUUGAAGGUCCAUGUCAGAACUCACACCGGAGAGAAGCCCUAUCAAUGUCUCCAGUGCCCCAAAGCGUUUAGUAACAAAGCAGCUCUAUUGAGACACGACCGUGUCCACACCGGAGUAAAGCCGUACAAGUGCCCGAAAUGUGGCAAGGCCUUCAGCCAGUCUAACUCAAUGAAGCUACACGUCAGCACCGUGCACCUGAAGAUGCCGGCUCCGUACAAAAGCAAGUACAGGAAGAUGAUGGCGAUGCAGCGAGUUAAGAAUAAUUCUUCAAGCGAUUCAGAUAAGAAAGGCAGAAGCAAUGCUGAAAUCGAACGUGCAGUUAAAAGUGUCAGUGAUUUAGUGAAUGUUAAAGAAGAAAGUGACGAGGAGAAGGUGGUGGUUAAGAGUGAGAGUGCGUACGAUAUGGGGGAAGCAGUCCUGUUUGAUGAGAUGGGUAACGAGGUCACCUAUGAAGUUGUUUACGACUAAAUGAAUGAGUUAAUGGUCAAAGAUGACUCUCUGAGAAGAAGUGAUUACUGCAGUCAAGCGGCUUGUUAGCGGUAGGCAGCGGCUUGGCUCUGCCCCUGGCAUUGUUGACGUCCAUGGGCGACGGUAACCACUCACCAUCAGGUGGGCCGUAUGCUCGUCUGCCUACAAGGGCAAUAAAAAAAUAUGUCAGAUUGAAGGGCUAUGCAAUAUAAUUCAGUCUUUGACCUCAUGUCUUGAUGUCAUUGAUGAGACUCACGUUCUGAGGUAUAAGGGCUCUUCUGACUAAAGGACAGCCGUGAAGUUGGUCACGGGCUUAGAGUAAUAAACAAAUGUAAAUAAUAUAUGUCUAGUAAUGUGAAGUUUAAUUUGAAAUUUCCAAAACUUGUGUAGUUCUGUUGUCGUGGUUACUAAAUAUGUCAUUACUGCGAUGUCAUAUCUCUAGUAAAUUAGACGAAAUGAAAAUAUCAUAAGGAAAAUUGAAUUGUAGUAAAUUGUAUAUUUGCGACUCCCAAUUAUACGAAUACUAAGUUAUGAAGUUGGAAUGUGAAUUAUUCUUUUAAUUGCAUUUUUUGUUUGUAAAGAGGAAUAAACGUAUACUUAAUUAAUCUGUAUUUUCUAUACUAAUAUUAUAAAGAGGAAAGAUUUGUUUGUUUGUAUUGAAUAGGCUCCGAAAGUACUGAACCGAUUUGAAAG
Messenger RNA from Bombyx mandarina (wild silkworm), 1731 nucleotides. RefSeq lists its product as uncharacterized. The record is from RefSeq and is a predicted model, not a curated record. Gene Ontology annotation, biological process: regulation of transcription by RNA polymerase II. Gene Ontology annotation, molecular function: RNA polymerase II transcription regulatory region sequence-specific DNA binding; DNA-binding transcription factor activity, RNA polymerase II-specific. Gene Ontology annotation, cellular component: nucleus. Lineage: Eukaryota; Metazoa; Arthropoda; Insecta; Lepidoptera; Bombycidae.